AAACGGACAUACGGGUUCUUAGCUAGUUACCGUACCUCAUAACGACUGUUUUGUUCGUACUGUGUUUUGUCUAUUCUUAGCCGAGCCGAAUAGUAAAAAUGACGACUCAGCUGGAAGUGACUCGCUUAUGGAACGACGGCGUUCUCAAAUCGGAUCAGAAGGACUUCGCUGGCGCGUUAGAAAUUCUCAAAAAAAUUACAGAUCCGACAUCGAAAGUCACAUUCGAUAUUGGAUGCCUCUGUCUUCUCAAUGGAGACCUCAACACUGCAGUUGAAUUUCUUGACAAGUCAGUGCGGAAGGAUAAGCAUAUGGUGGUCGGAUUCGUUCAACGUGGUAUUGUGAAAUACAAACUGGGCAGGUAUCCCGAUGCACUGAGUGACUUUAACAACGCGUUGGCUUCGUUUAAUGGCAAUCUGAUCGACUACAAGCAACUCGGAAUGAAACUAAAGCUCUACGCUUGUGAGAUUUUAUUGAAUCGAGCUGCAUGCUAUCAGAGGUUGGGAAAGCUGAACGAAGCUCAAACAGAUCUUGCUGAUGCCGUGGAGGGGAAGUCAAUUCCAGCUCACAGUAUAAUCGAUGAUGCCAUUGAUGCAUUCCAGAGUGGAAGUAUCAUUUGUUUGUAUGAACUACCUGCCGAUGCAUUGUACAGACCUCCCAGCUACAAGACAGACCACAUGGAGAAACGCCACCAUCUAGGCAAAGCAAUGGUGCUGGCGUCAGUGAAGGACAAGGACACGUAUACUGGGUUUGAAGGAGCAUUGAAAUUUCCAAGAACUCCUUCACCCACACCAAAGCGAAAACCAUUAACAGAUGACAAAACAGUUCUACAAGCUCGGAAGUCACCUACACUGCCAGCCAUGCGACUGAGGGGUACAGAGAACACAUACAAAGCUCUCUAUGAUUUCACGCCAGGUACAAUGUCGGAGAUUGCAAUGAAUGAAGGUGACAUACUGAUGGUCUCAGAGAAAGGUGACGAUGGUUGGUAUACAGCAGUGAAUUCCAGAACUCACCAAAAAGGCCUCAUACCAGGAAGUUAUGUACGGGAACAAAGACAGGCAAGUCCUCACACAAAAAGAACGUCUUUACCUUUAACCAUUGAGCCAUCAUCCAAGACACUUCCUGUCGGUCUGUCAGCAUUUCAACCCCCAAAGGGUCGCCCUAAAUCUCCAGUUUCAUCUCCGAAAGCAUCACCAAGAGGUUCGCCAAUGAGGACUGUUGCAAAGUCUCCCGUUGUAUCCCCAAAAUCAUCACCAAGAGCUUCUCCAAUGUUAGGCAGGAGGUCACCAAGAGUCAAGGAUGUUGUCGUCAAACUUCACUAUCAGGAUACCCGGGCUAUUGAGGUUCCACAGGGAUUGACUCUUGCCGAUCUUACAGCCAGAGCCAAGAAGAAAUUUGAUGUUGAGUACAAACAAAUCUCACUUUGGAAAGAUAUUGGCUUUCAACUUGGAUGCAUCAGUUCUGAUAGAGACAUGGAAGAUACAUGGAAGUCAGUCACUAAUGGUCAGUUGACUCUGUGGAUGUUUGAGGAUAAGAUAAACCAGAAAGGAGUUCCAUAUAUUUAUGAAGCAGAAGCACUGUAUGACUAUGAUGCAGGACAAGCAGGUGACCUGGGAUUCAGAGAGGGAGAUAUAAUCCAGGUAAUCAUAGAAGUGAAUGAAGAGUGGCUCGAAGGCCGUUCACGUGGCAACAUGGGAAUAUUUCCAAAGUCAUACGUCAAGAGACUCUGAUGGCUCUAUGCAUGGUCGUAACUUAGCUAAAUCAUUGAAAUUUUAAUGUCUACUGGAGAGUAUGUGAGAUAUAAUAUACAACAGGUUUAGCUAGAUCAUACGUCAGCUAUUGGACUUUUUCUAAGUGUGUCUGAUUGAUAACGAAAUAGAUGGUCUGGUGUGUGAGUUUUAUCAGAUUGUGACGACACU
Molecule: messenger RNA, 1916 nt
Organism: Corticium candelabrum
Lineage: Eukaryota; Metazoa; Porifera; Homoscleromorpha; Homosclerophorida; Plakinidae
Product: neutrophil cytosol factor 2-like
Exons: 11
Coding region: 99-1727 (542 amino acids)
Biological process (GO): superoxide anion generation
Molecular function (GO): protein binding; superoxide-generating NADPH oxidase activator activity
Source: RefSeq, a predicted model, not a curated record